GCAUAAAAUGUAAAUACUGCACACCUCAACGCACACUCACUUAGGUUACCUGCUUUCCCCCUAAGAAAUGGAACGGCGGCAACCGUCCACCUCGCCGCCGCGCAUCAUUCUGGGGAAGUACCAGCUCACGCGGUUCCUGGGGCGCGGUAAUUUCGCAAAGGUGUACCAAGCGGUGUCUCUCACGGACGGCACCACGGUGGCCGUCAAGAUGAUCGACAAGUCCAAGACGGUGGACGCCUCCAUGGAGCCGCGGAUCGUGCGAGAAAUUGACGCCAUGCGACGCCUCCAGCACCACCCGAACAUCCUCAAAAUCCACGAGGUCAUGGCCACCAGGACCAAGAUCUACCUCAUCGUCGACUACGCCGGCGGAGGAGAGCUCUUCUCCAAGAUCUCCCGCCGAGGCCGCCUCCCGGAGCCCCUCGCCCGCCGCUACUUCCAGCAGCUCGUCUCCGCCCUCUGUUUCUGCCACCGAAACGGCGUCGCGCACCGCGACCUCAAGCCGCAGAACCUCCUCCUGGACGCCGAGGGAAACCUCAAGGUCUCUGACUUCGGCCUCUCCGCGCUGCCGGAGCAGCUCAGCAACGGCCUGCUCCAGACUGCCUGCGGAACUCCGGCGUACACCGCGCCGGAGAUCCUCCGUCAUGUCAGGUACGAUGGGUCCGUGGCCGACGCCUGGUCCUGCGGGGUCAUCCUGUACGUCUUACUCGCCGGCUACCUCCCGUUUGACGACUCCAACCUCGCGGCGAUGUGCAAGAGGAUCAGCCGCCGCGAUUACCAGUUCCCGGCGUGGGUAUCGAAGGCGGCGCGGCACCUGAUACACCAACUCCUGGACCCGAACCCGAAGACCAGAAUGCGGUUGGAGAGGGUGUUGGAGAACGCGUGGUACAAGAAAUCGCUGAGAGCGGAACCGGAAGAGAGCGUGUUCGAGUCGGAUUUGUACAACAAGUGGUGCAGUUGUGGCGGCGAGGGUUACAAGAACUUGGGGAUGAACGCGUUUUACAUAAUAUCAAUGUCUUCAGGGCUGGACUUGAGGGGGUUGUUCGAAACGGCGUCGUCGGGGAAGAGAGAGAAGAGGUUCACGUCGGAGAAGGAGGUUGGGGUAGUGGAGGAGAAGGUGAAGGAGGUUGGUGUGAGUUUAGGGUUUAGGGUUGAGAUUGGGAAGAAUGGAGCAAUUGGGUUGGGGAAGGGGAAAGUGGGUGUGGUGGUUGAGGUUUUUCAGAUUGCAUCUCAAUUGUUGUUGGUGUCUCUCAAAUUGGUGGAUGGUGGUUUGGAGUUUGAUUGGACUGAUUGGGAAAAUGGUCUUCAAGAUGUUGUUCUCUCUUUCUUAGCAUAAUGAAUGAAUCCAUUUUCACUCCCUCAUGUUCGGACCCAAGAGUUGUGCAUAAACUAGAAUAACAAUCUUGUUGGAACUCGAGACCUUGCUAGAACAAGUGUUUGGUGGUGUGGUGCAUGCACCCUGAUACACAUUUUUUUACUUGAUUUUAGUUAGAUGUUGCAAUUGGCUGGGUGAGUUUGCUAUGUUGGUCUGUAAUUUCGUUUAGAACACUUUGUACAUGAUGAGAUAGGCAGAAUGGUGGCCCAUGUUGGUGCUGUUUGUAUGAAUCAAUAACCAAAUUUUAUGUCCUCAUAUUGUUAUCAUUCGCCGUACAA
Molecule: messenger RNA, 1650 nt
Organism: Lotus japonicus
Lineage: Eukaryota; Viridiplantae; Streptophyta; Magnoliopsida; Fabales; Fabaceae
Product: CBL-interacting serine/threonine-protein kinase 7-like
Exons: 1
Coding region: 68-1333 (421 amino acids)
Biological process (GO): protein phosphorylation; signal transduction
Molecular function (GO): protein kinase activity; ATP binding
Source: RefSeq, a predicted model, not a curated record